AUGCGUAUCAUCAAUCAGACACAACUUGAUCAAACUACUUCUCAAAGCUCCAUAAUCGAACCCCUAAAACUUGAGCUAUUGAAAUGUCAAAAAGAAAAUGAUGAGUUAAUUAGCCGAAAUCAGAUUCUACAAAAUGAUAACUCAAGAUUAAUUUAUAUAAAUAGUGUUUUACAAGAUGAAGUCACGAAAUUAAGAAAGGAAUGUGGGAGUACACAUCAAAAAAGUGAAAUGCAUAAUGUAUGGUGUAAUUCAUGUGCAUUUCCAAUCAAAGGUGUUAGGUAUAAGUGCGGAAAUUGCCAGAAGUAUGACCUAUGCGAUGCAUGUAUCGAUUCGAAUCAUGAUGCUACCCAUGUAUUCAUCAAGAUUAAGCAGCCAUUGGACCUUUCUUCUUAUGACGCCCCUUUAUUACCACAAUUUAAGAUAAGUGAUUCUCAUACUUUAA
Molecule: messenger RNA, 442 nt
Organism: Scutellospora calospora
Lineage: Eukaryota; Fungi; Glomeromycota; Glomeromycetes; Diversisporales; Gigasporaceae
Source: the annotation of a GenBank genome assembly